Gadus macrocephalus (Pacific cod) is the source of this 1935-nucleotide messenger RNA. RefSeq names its product intermembrane lipid transfer protein VPS13D-like. The transcript is spliced from 4 exons. Gene Ontology annotation, biological process: protein targeting to vacuole; mitochondrion organization; protein retention in Golgi apparatus. The record is from RefSeq and is a predicted model, not a curated record. Lineage: Eukaryota; Metazoa; Chordata; Actinopteri; Gadiformes; Gadidae. The coding region runs from base 17 to 703 and encodes 228 amino acids. Gene Ontology annotation, cellular component: extrinsic component of membrane.
AGGUAUCAUUGGGGGGAUGACCAGCAUCAUCACGUCCACGGUGGAGGGGGUGAAGACGGAGGGGGGGGUGAGCGGCUUCUUCUCGGGCCUGGGGAAGGGUCUGGUCGGCACGGUGACCAAGCCCGUGGCCGGGGCGCUGGACUUCGCCUCGGAGACGGCGCAGACGGUCCGGGACAUGGCCAGCCUCAGCAACCACCGGCUUGGCGUGCAGCGUGUGAGGAAGCCCCGCUGCUGCAAGGGGCCCCAGGGCCUGCUGCCGCGCUACUCGGCCACGCAGGCCAACGGCCAGGAGCAGCUCUUCCACCUCACCGACAACAUCCUGCAGGAGUUCUUCGUGGCGGUGGAGCCCAUGGACACCUACUGCGUGCUGAUCUCCUCCAAGGUGGUGUACUUCCUGAAGCCGGGCGACUACGUGGACCGCGAGGCCAUCUUCCUGGAGGUGAAGUACGACGACCUGUACCACUGCCUGGUGUCGCGCGACCACGGCAAGGUGUACGUGCAGCUCACCAAGAAGGCCGACAGCACCAGCAGUGGCGUGGCCAUCCCCGGACCCUCCCAGCAGAGGCCCAUGGUGCACAUCAAGAACGAGAGCCUGGCGGUGAAGAUCUCCCAGGAGGUGAACUAUGCCAAGAGCCUGUACUACGAGCAGCAGCUCAUGCUGCCCGCCAGCGACCUCCACGGCAGCCUGCUGCUCGACCCCUGACGGACGGAGGACGGAGGACCGGGAGGCUGGCGGUGACCGUGGCGACGGUGAUGGUGACGCUAAGGAAGGCCCACCCGGAGGUGGAUUGCGCUGACACUCAUUCACACUGCAGGAGGGGCCGCCAGCUACGAGGAAACCGUCAACGUAGUUUGUUUCUCUUGUUUACCUGUUUGAGAGGUAUCGGCCUUCUGUUAUUCCUUGAAGGCUUAACACUUUUGUAGGACGUGUGUGUGUGUGUGUGUGUGUGUGUGUGUGUGUGUGUGUGUGUGUGUGUGUGUGUGUGUGUGUGUGUGUGUGUGUGUGUGUGUGUGUGUGUGUGUGUGUGUGUGUGUGUGUGUGUGUGUGUGUGUGUGUGUGUGUGUGCGAGAGCAGGGUGUGUUGCUCACUAUAAGGGAACAGCAGACGGGUAGGGGGGGGGGGGGGGGAAUGUGAAAACCAAAAGCUUUACUGUGUAGAGAGAGAGAGAGACGUUUGGUGAGUUUAACUAACUUUAACCUAAGACUCGACUUCGUUAAGCCGAGCGUGACUAGGGUGAAUGAUAUCUUCAACUGCACUGUUUGUUUGUGUAAUUCAAAAAAAAAAAAAAAAAAAAAAAAAAAAGGCAGAAUCAAUUGAGAUUAAUUUAACUUGUACAACCAUGUUUAUAUGAUGCUGAUUACGGCCCGUGUACACUCUGUAUAGAUCAUCCUAUGUAGAUAACGCUACACCCUCACAACACAACUCUUUGUACAUAUCCCCCCGCCAAGGGGGAAAUAUUUAAGACAAAAUACACUGGUGUGAUGUAACUAAUGGCCUUCAAAAAUAUAUAUUUUGUGUAUUAACGAAACGCUUCCUGUCUGAGCAGCGAUGAUCAAUAUUAUGCACUGAUGUUGUGGAAGGGGAGAGGGGGGGGGGGGGGGUCAAUGCUACCCCCCUCCCCCCCAGCCCCCUCCCCUUGUUUCCUUUUAACAAUCAUGGACUUGUCACUUUAUUUUUAUUUCUUACACUUAGGUUUUACUUAAGUGUCCCGGUAUCAAGUGAGGGGUGAGCACACAGGGACAAGUAGGCUUCGUGUAAGCGUCGCCCACCAGGCACAUCUUCAUGGGGUCGAGUUGUUUCGUUGUCUAUAGAGAAGUACAAUUUCCCCUCUGGUCAGAUGUGAAGGUUUAGCAGGACGAAGUUUUAUUUGUGUGUCCCAACAAUAAGUGAUCAAUCCACUGCUACUUACAAUAAAGAUCGACAGCCGCACUGCA